Messenger RNA from Nerophis lumbriciformis (worm pipefish), 4713 nucleotides. RefSeq lists its product as uncharacterized. The record is from RefSeq and is a predicted model, not a curated record. Lineage: Eukaryota; Metazoa; Chordata; Actinopteri; Syngnathiformes; Syngnathidae. Gene Ontology annotation, molecular function: nucleic acid binding. Gene Ontology annotation, biological process: DNA integration.
GCCUUCACCAGCACAACCUCCUUCAGUGAGCGAGAGUUGUGCUGCAAUUUCCAUUCCACAUACUCCCUCACCUGAACCAGUAACAAAGCAGCUGCACUUUGUAAAGCCUCCACUUGGGGGAUGUAUAACAGCAAGCACGCAUUCAGUGUCAGGGAAUGAAACUAAUAAAGUGGACAUCAUUCCCACAGCUGCACGUGAGAAAGCUGCUUCCCCACUUACAUUAACACAAGCAUUCUCACCACAAUGCCCAAGCUCCCCCUCCUCUGUUGCUUCAUAUAGAAUGGUGUUGCCUGCUGUACAUCAGGAACAACUCCCCAGCCAAGACACAUUAUUACUACAACUCAAGGGCCCCCCUCAGCACUGUGGCAAAUCUGGAGAAUACAUCCAACCAGCCGAUCAUCAACGCACUACAGUAACCUGUACACCUACAGUUGCUUCUUACAACCCCCCGAAUGUGCUCAGUCAUCCCUUUCCACCUGCAAUACCGGACGCUCAAUCAGGUGCAAACGUAACUCAUUACUACCUCCCUGGGCUCACAGCAGUACCAACACCUCAGUACCCAUUAUACACUUCACCACUAGAGGGUAGCAUGCCCACAGUCUAUCAGCCACAGAUGCUGUCAAGUCACAAUGUUCCCCCAUUACCCACUAACUUGUCACAACGCUCAACAUAUGGUGUGUCACAACGCUCAACUUACGGGGUGCCACAACCUAAAAUUCCAGAUUUUACUGCAGAUAGUGAAAGAGAGUUUGCUAACCUCAAGCUUGCUCUUUGUAACCUACUCGAACCCCAUCCAGACUUAAGUGAGAAUUAUAAAUAUCAUGUGCUACUUGAACAUCUCAAGCUUCCAGAAGCCCAAAUGAUAGGUCAGUCGUGCCGCCACCAUCCAUACCCAUAUACAGCCACAAUGCAAGCUUUGCAGUUCCAGUAUGGUCAGCCACAUCAGCUUGCUCAAAGCGAAAUAGCUGCCAUUCUGACCUCCCCAGAUGUCAAGCCGACUGAUGCUCGCACCUUUCAGAGCUUUGCUCUGCGUGUCCAUCUCCUAGUAAGCAUGCUGCUCUCCUUAGAGGGACCACAAGGCAUGGAACUGAACUGCUGCUCACAUGUCGAUCGCCUACUUAGCAAGCUGCCAAAGUACCACAGAGAUGGGUUCAUCGAGCAUCUACAGUUACAAGGCAAAUUAAAUGGCACAAGUCUGAACCCCUACAACCUGCAGGACCUAAAUGGAUGGCUUCAAGGUAAAGCACAACAGCAGCGCCUUUCCAGCAGAUUGGUGCAACGCUAUCAACAGGAGAAACCAUCGGGGAGCGCAACAGAAAAAGGUCCCUUCAGGGUCAAAGGUCAAGCUACAGCUGUAUAUCAUGGAGCAGCGCCAACACGACAGGGUGCAUCCACUAAGCACGCUCUUGCUGACACCAACAAAGCUAACAAAAUGCAUUGUCUCUUCUGCAAUAGCAAGGAACACUAUAUUAGUCGCUGUCAACAGAUCAGAAAACAUUCUGCGGCGCACCUGGAUAAAUGGAUAGUAGAAGAAGGACGAUGCUGGAGAUGUGCACGUGCUCAUGCACCCGACGCAUGUACUCUCAAGAAGCCCUGCAGCGACUGCAAUGGUAUUCACCUCCAAGUUCUCCACAAUGUAGCUCAAAGGUAUACUGAAGACACCCAGAUGACUCCCACAGAGAGUCGUGUCUAUUUGACUCCCAGCAUCACCUCAAGUAGAGUGCUCCUGAAAGUUGUUCCUGUACUGCUGCAUCAUAAUUCAAAAUCAAUGGAGACAUUUGCUGUCUUAGAUGAUGGGGCUCAACGAACUAUGAUUUUACCUGACGCAGCACAACAUCUACACUUGCAUGGCCAACAUGAAAUUCUUGCCCUGCGCACCGUGCGCACAGACCUUACCCACCUCAAGGGUUUAACAGUUGACUUUGAGAUUUCCCCUAUAAAGAACCCAGGAAAACGGUACCAAGUGCAAGGUGCGUUUACUGCACAAGGUUUGGAUCUGAUGGAGCAGACCUACCCAGUUCAGAGACUUCAGAGGAAGUACACCCAUCUACGUGGGAUUUCGUUGCAACCAUUUUCCAAUGCACGCCCCCUAGUGCUAAUUGGGUCAGACAAUGUGCACCUGAUCACUGCCACGAAGCCAGUCCGCCAGGGAAAUAAUGGAGGACCCAUAGCCAUCCACACAGCACUUGGAUGGACGUUACAGGGGGCGGAGGAAAGAACACAAGGACAGAGCUCAACACAAUUGUGUCUCUUUACCUCACUCGCCACUCCCAAUGACAUCUUGUUUCGUAAUGUGGAAAAGUUAUGGCAACUUGAUGUUUUGCCUUUCAGGAACGAAAAGAUGGUUGUUCGCUCUCGUGAAGAUCAAGAAGCAAUCACCCUAUUGGAGACAAGAACUCAGCGAAUCGACAUAGAGGUUGUCCAGCGCUAUGCAACACCCCUCCUAAGAAAGAAAGAUAUGCCUAAACUCAACAGUUCCAUAUCCACCGUUAUGGCUCACUUGAGAAGCACAGAGAAAAGGCUCAGGAAGAAUCCAGAGAAAGUCCCUUCCUUUUCUGCUGAGAUCGCUAAGCUCAUUCAAGCAGGGUAUGUCAAGAAGCUCUCGCAUGAAGAGACGGAACAGUCCAAUGAAGCGUGGUAUCUUCCCUAUCAUCUCGUGUUCCACAAUGAGAAGGCAAAACUUGUCUUCAACUGCUCGUUUCGACAUCAGGGAUUGUCUGUGAACGACCAACUCCUCCCUGGGCUUGUGAACACCCACAACAAUCCUGCUGAUGACAUCACCAGGAGGAAACCCCUUCUGGAACUUGCGGAGGACGGGCGCUGGAGGCAAGGACCCCCAUUUCUCAGGCAAAGUGCGGAAUACUGGCCAAAAAGACCGGAGAAAGAUUCAACCCCGACUUCAUCCGAACUAAAGAGCAUCACUUUCUGUGGUCUUGCAGUAGUGCAAAGCGACAAUAAUAUUCCGGAUGCUUCUCUAUUCAAUACCUGGAAAGAAUUAGUAAAAGUCACUCAGCAGGCGGGACAGGAAGGACCAAGAGGCUCGACACACAGUCAGACAAUCAGCUCCCAAGAAGCUGACUUUCUGUUGCUGAGAAGAUGUCAAGUUCAAACCUUUCCCGCAGACAUCAUGUCUCUUAAAACACAGAACGCAGUGUCAGCUAAGAGUCGUCUGGCGUGCCUCUCCCCUGAGUGGGACUCAACUACAGGGUUAAUUCGAGUUGGGGGUAGGCUGCGACGACUCCAGAACCCGGACCUAGAAGAGAUCCAUCCUAUUGUGCUGGACCCAAAACAUCAGAUAACUAAACUCCUCAUCAAGGACAUGGACGAACGUCUUCUGCACCCAGGUACAGAGCGAGUGUAUGCAGAACUUCGAAGACAUUACUGGAUUUUGCGAGGACGACAAGCAGUCAGGCACCAUCAGCAUAAUUGCCCAUCUUGUCAACGCUGGCGAGCUCAACCGACAGUCCCAAGGAUGGCAGAUCUGCCACCACAACGCCUCAGACUUCUCUGUCCACCCUUCCAUUCAACAGGUGUGGAUUGUUUUGGACCUUAUCUGGUCAAAGUGGGCAGAAGAUCAGAGAAACGGUGGGGUGUCAUUUUUAAGUGUCUUACAACUCGAGCAGUUCACAUCGAACUCCUGAACUCCAUGGAUGCCGAUGCAUUCCUUCUCGCUCUACGUCGGUUCAUUGCCAGGAGGGGAAGACCAAGAGAGGUACUGUCAGAUUGUGGGACCAACUUCCGAGGAGCCGAAAGAGAACUCAGGACAGUGUUUGCAGAGAUGGAACCUCAACUAAGAGAGCAACUGACAGAAUAUCAGAUUGACUUCAAAUUUAACCCUCCAAAUGCACCUCAUUUUGGUGGGGCAUGGGAACGGGAAAUUAGAUCCAUCAAGGCCAGUCUCCAAGUCGCAGUAGGAGGGCAGUCAGUCACAGAAGAUGUCUUGCACACAACUCUAGUGGAAGUGGAGGGGAUACUGAACUCAAAACCACUAGGGUACGUAUCAUCUGAUGUUUCUGAUCUGGACCCAAUCACCCCAAACAUCCUUCUCAUGGGGCGGCGGGAUUCUGCACUGCCGCAAGUAGUUUACGUCCCAGCUGUCAUGGGGCGGCGGAGAUGGCGCCAUUGUCAAACACUUGUGGAUCAGUUUUGGAUCCACUUCAUCCGCAGUUAUCUACCCACUUUGCAGACCAGGUCAAAAUGGCAGAGGUCGUCCGAAAACAUAACCAUCAACACUGUAGUUCUGAUGGUGGACCCUUCACUUCCAAGAGCACAGUGGCCCAUCGGCAGAGUGGUUAAGACCAUUCCGAGUCAAGAUGGACAAGUCAGGGCUGCUGAGGUUAUGGUCAAGAGUAAAGUCUACACCAGACCGGUAGCUCGCUUGAUCCCACUUCCAAGUUUAGAGGAUGACAGUAAGGACACUUGAAGAAUUCCUGUAGUUACACAUUUGUUGUACAAAUGUGGGGGCGGCUGUUAAGAAUUCUCCAUGUUUAUCUAUGUUUUCAGAUACUUUAUUUUGAAGCAUUUCUUGACAGUGUCACUUCCGCUUCCUUCCUGUAGGGGUCACUUCCGCUUCCCUUUUGACGUGUGUUAAUGUGUGCUGACUUGUUUCUCUGCUACGUUUAAUCGGUGCUCUAGUCUUUGACGAUAUACUAACUAACUAAAGAAAUGAACCUAAACCAAUAUGCACCAUUAAAGUUGGAAGAGUCCAAAUGA